CCGGAAGUUUUUGUUUCCUCACCUGUCAGUUCUGACACGGUGCGGGUGUUCAGCCUAAUUUCUUUGUUUGUCUCCGAGAAACGGGUCUUCUUUUGUCAAGAAUCAAUGAUAACCCUGUGUGGUCAACUGACACCUUAUUGAGGACAGCAUCUAACACGGUCUUCUAUCUGCUACAGAGUAGGCCUGUGCAGGAAUGGAGCACCUGGCAGUGGAUGAUGAUAUCUGUAUUCUUAAACAUGAGACAGCCUUCACCACCGCCGGCGAGAGCCCUGUAUCGGUGUGUGCCGGUGACGAAUCUGUUGCUUCCCACUUCGCCCUGGUCACAGCCUAUGAGGACAUCAAGAAGAGGCUGAGAGACACAGAGCGAGAGAAUACCUUGCUGAGGAAGAGGGUUAAGCAGCUGGAGGAUAAGCUCUUCAGGUCAGAUGCGCCUCCAUCAGAAGGUCCCCAGUACGUGAACAAGGCCUUCAGUGCUUACCGAGGUAUCUAUAUAGAGAAGGAGGAUCUGCAGAUGGAGCUUAACAAGCUGAAAAAGGAGAAGAGUGAGAGUGAGAGGUUGCUGACGGAGCAGCUCCAGGCCAAAGAGAUGGAGCUGCUUCAGCUGAAGACAGAGAUGGAGAUCAGCCAAGGUACAGUGAUGAAGAGCCUGAACAGCCCUCAGGACCACUGGCCGGUGGAUAGGGUCAGCACUGAUCUAAAGAUCCACAAACUACAGGAAGAACUGGACAGAGUGACACUGGAAAACAGCAGACUGGUGGAUAGAAGUGGGGAGGAACCACUUGGCCUUAACGGACCAGACUUGGACCUGACCUGUGAUGCAAAGUAUAAUGCAAGUGAGGAGGGCAUGCUGCAGAUGUGCAAGGCUUUGCACGGUGAGGUCAAACGUCUCCAUUCAGAGCUGGAUCACCAAAAAGGCCUGAUCAGGAAACUCAGGCCUUUGAUCAGUGAGACAAGACAAGCUGCCUCAACAUUUCCAAUCCAGUGUCUGGAUGACGUGGAGAAGAACAACCAUCCAGUUCCUAGGGUGUCAGUGCCUCGUCCCCCUAGUGCCCCCCCACUCCCCUCAUGUUCCGGACGCCCCUGCCCCCCUGUCUGUGGCCCAUCAGGCACCUUGCUGCCAGACAGUCUGAAGGAGGACUGCUGGUACAACGGGCCCUGGCCCUCUCAGAGCUGUUCAGGAGAGGCUCUGGUUGGGAGCAGUGCCUGCUCUGUCGUCCUGCCCCCGCCUCCCCUGAACCAAGCUUCCCUGGAUGAGAGCUCCAGGUCCUUCCCCAGCCCACCCAAGCCUAGUGAUGCCGUGUUUUGGGAGGGACACUCCGCUGCAUCCAACUCCUCGUCCUCAAUGGGAAACUGCAGUCCCAGGAGCCCGCCCAAUACUGAGUGGGCCAAGCCCUAUUGAGGGGAACUUUGAAAGGAGAGCAGAUGAUUACACGGACUGAGUAACUGGAUGGAAAAUGAAUGAAUGGACUCUCCAACCCUGCCACAUAGCUACCACCUAACCUGCCUUAAGUUGAUGAGACCACUCCUCGUGGCUGGACUAGACUGGACCAGACCUACUGGUUGUGGGAACUAACUGAAGCCAGAGGAAGCCUUUUUUGAGGUCAAGACUCUGUAAACUUAUUAUUGUCUCUGCACACUGCAUCAGUGAACAUAUCUGACCUUGCAGAGGAAAAGUUGAGGAGGGACCCUCAGUAGAAUCAAUAGUUUUUCCGUGUGUAUGUGUUCUUGUAUGCACAUGCAUAAGUGUGUGCAAGCAUGCAUACAAGCAGUUUAUUUUGUGCGUGUGCAUAUGCACACAUCAAACAGAGUGUGCCUGUGUGUGCAGAUCAGUGUGUGGGCAUCUCUCGCCUGCCUGUAUCUGUAUCUAGUCAUAAUGAACCCAACAGGGCUCAAAGGGCCUCUUUCUCUAUUCACUGUGGCCAGUGAUCACUGAGGCCAUAGCUGAACUCAUAGUACUAGAAUUUGUAAAACUCUACUUCCUCCAAUGCUAUUCUUUUUACAUUUGAUCACUGUAAAGUAUAAAAGGUAUAUAGUCCCAUAUAUGUCUCAUACUCACGUGAAGGAGAUGUCUCAGUUUGAGGACUUGAUUCUUGACUUGUUUGUUUCGUGAUGGAGACAGACGUACAGUAACUUUAGGGAUAGUCACAGAUUUUUUUGAUCCAAAUUUUAACAGCUACCAAAUAAAAUUAUCUUCAUCAAUCCUUCUAUGGAUCGUUAUCGGAGCUGGCUGUCAGUCUACCUAUGCUUACCAAAUAUUUUACUUUUUUUUUUUUUGAGGAAUGCAGUAUUUGGAUUUUUGAGGAGAUUGCAUAAUGAGUAGCAAAUAAUAAUUUUAAUCUAAAAGUGCACUGCUUUCUGAAAUAAACCAUACCACCCACGCAACACAAGAAAAAGGUUCUACUGUUUACGAUUUCACAGAAAUUUCACAAGUCAUGCAAGCGUCUGUAAACCUGCCUGUUUUCACAUAUUCAGUUUUCUCUGAACUACUAUCAAACAAUAUCUGUCAUGUUUCCAUGUCUCAGCUGUAAAGGGACAUGUGUAUGUAAGGCUGCUGGAUGUUUUUUUUUUCUGUAGGACUCAUGGAAUUGAAUCCAUACACUCCCCUGUAUUUUGAAAACCUGAAUAGGUUUGUGGAGAUUUUGAACAAUAGGAAAUGUAUCUAAAGUCUGUACUGUGCUGAUGUUAAACUAUGACAAAUUUAUUCUGCAGUAUGAGGUAAGUUUUGAUUUCUUAAGAGUCAGAUGAGUAUAAACUGAAUUAUGUAAAAAGAAAACACAUUAUGAGUAGAAUGCAAGGUGCACAAACGGAAGAAUGUGCAUAUGUGUAUAAAUGUAAAUGGUGGGCUUCAGUACUCUGCCAAACGCAGUUUUGCACUCCAAACCAUAGGUUUUGGUUUGUUUGUUUGGUUGUUUAUUUUUCUCCCCCACCCCUAAGACUCCUGAUCUGUAUAAAAGCUGUCUGCAAUGGUGGCAAGACUAUACGCAUAUUAACCUGAAGAAAUGUGAGUUGUGACUGGAAAAAUAGGUGCAUAAAGCACAAAGGCCCGUGGUCAUUGAAAAGUUUUUUUUUUUUUUUUUUUUUUGGUUUAUCCAUUUUCUCCAUUCUGUUCCAUGACAACUGUGGUCUUUUUGUUCUUAAUUUUUAAGAAAUUUUAUUUUACAGCAGUAGUUUCAUACUUCUGUAAAUGAUUUGCAAACCAAAAUGCAAUGUACAGUAGAUAUGGAUUAUAUUUUAGAUUUUACUGCACUUCAGACUGUUUGUAAAUAUGAUCGAUUAAAUGAAUGAAAGGAAGUGACUGUUUGAAGUUGCUCUGUGUCUCCACAUAUAUUUUUAGCAAUGAGCUUCGGUGGUUCAAUUUAAUAAACUGUGGGCUUUGGCAUUUCAAGCUACUUUGCUGUUGAAACCAGCAAUAACUUUUCUUUUUUUGGCUUCCUGUCCACAAAGACGUUUUGAGACAUUUACACUUGAUAUCUCGGCAGCAGAAUAACAAUUCCUACUGUCCAUCACAAGGUCUGCAUACUACUACUGUUGAAACAACCUGUUAACAGCUGAUUUUAAGAAUUUCAUCUUCUCAGUCUUCUCAUAUGAACAUUUACUGUUUAAAAGUGAUUACUUUAGGUAUUUGAAAUGUCAUGAUUAGCAUUUGCCAAUCAUCUUAA
Toxotes jaculatrix (banded archerfish) is the source of this 3659-nucleotide messenger RNA. It is a transcript of the gene azi2, whose product is annotated as 5-azacytidine induced 2. Gene Ontology annotation, biological process: canonical NF-kappaB signal transduction. The transcript has 8 exons. The record is from RefSeq and is a predicted model, not a curated record. Gene Ontology annotation, cellular component: cytoplasm. Bases 194 to 1399 code for a protein of 401 amino acids. NCBI's taxonomy places the organism in Eukaryota, Metazoa, Chordata, Actinopteri, Toxotidae.